Messenger RNA from Thlaspi arvense, 987 nucleotides. Lineage: Eukaryota; Viridiplantae; Streptophyta; Magnoliopsida; Brassicales; Brassicaceae. The record is from the annotation of a GenBank genome assembly.
AUGCGGCGUUGCAGAAACAAACCUGCAGAGAUGAAAUUCGUGAAGUUUUUAGGAAAGGGUUCGUACGGUUCCAUCGAUCUUUUCAGCAACACAAAAGCCGACGGCUCGACGUUUUACAGCGCCGUGAAAGUCUCCGAUCACUGGACCAUCGAGAGAGAGUUUCGAAUUCUGACGAAACUCAAGGGAUGUCCUAGAAUCGUCCAACUGUUUGAAAAGACUCUUGUUCAAGAAACCGAUCACAACGGAAACAGAGUCUACAAGAUGCCGAUGGAAUACGCAGCUGCUGGAUUGGUCUCGGUUCACCAUCGCGGUUAUGUCCAUUGCGACCUUAAACCGGAUAAUCUCCUUCUCUUUCCGCGUUACGAUAAAGAAACGUGGGAUUGCUCGUAUGAAUUGAAGAUUGCAGAUUUCGGAUUGUCGUUAAAGGCCGGAGAGGAGGAAUCUGAGUGUUGGGAAAUCGACUCUCCGUUUGUGGGGACGCCUGUGUACAUGUCGCCGGAAUCAGUCGACGACGGCACCGUCGACAAAACCCUAGAUUUAUGGUCGUUGGGUUGCAUAGUGCUGGAGAUGUAUACCGGGAAGCAUCCAUGGUUUGGGGUUGAUCUCAAUGAUCUUCAAGGGUUUUUAACGGACGGAAAAGCACCGGAGAUUCCAGAGACGGUGCCGUUGGGUGCAAGGCAGUUUCUGGAGAAGUGUUUCGCAGUCAAACCUAAGGAGAGGGGAAGUGCUUCGGAGUUGCUGUUGCAUCCGUUUUUGAUCGGAGAGAUGAAGAUGGCUGAUGUCGCCGGCGGAGAUACGAGGCGGAUGGGGCUGAGAACCAGAAAACCUCCGGUGAAAUUCGAAGAUGUUAUUAUUACAAAGAAGCCAUUGAAAGUGAAGUUUGUUUCAUCAAAUCUCCCACAGUUUAAAAAAGUACCGAAUAAACCCCUAAAGGUGAAGAUUCUUCCUCCGAGACCCCCAAAAUCCAGUUUUGUUCCCGUUCAUUAG